AUGGCACCCUCCGUCACAGAGACCGUCACCGAGCCCGUCACCCAGAACCUCUACCGUCUGCAUCUGGGGCAGUACAAGGAAAUCGAGUCUGUUCACGUAGACCGUGAAGCCGAAGAGGGCAAGACUGGCCUCGUUGCCGCCAAGUAUCCUCACUAUCUGCCCACAUGGGACGGCAGCGUCAUCGACCCUCCCCUCACGCCCUUUGAGCACUACGAGCACGGCAAGGACGCCGACACCUCGUUCCCCAACCUCUUCCCCGAGGGCACCUCCGUCACCGACCUCACCCCGUCCAUUGGCUCCGAGGUCCACGGCAUCCAGCUCUCCUCGCUCAACGACGCCGGCAAGGACGAGCUCGCCCGCUACGUCGCCCAGCGCAAGGUCGUCGCCUUCCGCAAACAGGACUUUGCCGACCUCUCCAUCCCCGACGCCCUCAAGUACGGCGAGUACUUUGGCCGCCACCACAUCCACCCAACCUCCGGAGCCCCCGAGGGGUACCCCCAGAUUCACCUUGUGCACCGCGCCGAGGGAGACACUUCCCACAAGGACUUCUUCGAGGCCCGCACUAGCUCUGUCGCCUGGCACUCGGACAUCUCGUACGAGAAGCAGCCCCCCGGCACCACCUUUCUCUAUAUCCUCGAUAAGCCUGAGACCGGCGGCGACACACUCUUCGUCGACUCCGUCACUGCGUAUAAGCGCCUGAGCCCGCUCUUCCAGGAGCGUCUGCACGGCCUCAAGGCCACGCAUUCGGGUAUCGAGCAGGUCAAUGCUGCUGCGGCCCGCGAGGGCAUCAAGCGCCGUGAGCCUGUUGUCAACGUCCACCCUAUUAUCCGCACACAUCCUGCCACUGGCGAAAAGGCAAUCUAUGUCAACCCUCAGUUCACACGCGACAUUGUCGGCUUAAAGAAGGAAGAGUCCGACGCCCUUCUCAAGUUCCUCUACGACCACUUGGCCUACGGCGCCGACUUCCAGGCCAGAGUCAAGUGGGAAGAAGGCACCGUUGUCGUCUGGGAUAACAGAGUCACUCAGCACAGCGCCCUUGUAGACUGGGAGACUGGUCAGCGCCGCCACUUGGCCCGACUUACACCCCAAGCAGAGGUUCCCUACGAGACGCCCUAUGUAGCGCCUCAGUAA
Messenger RNA from [Torrubiella] hemipterigena, 1131 nucleotides. Lineage: Eukaryota; Fungi; Ascomycota; Sordariomycetes; Hypocreales; Clavicipitaceae. The record is from the annotation of a GenBank genome assembly.